CAACUGCGUGAUCUGGACCAGACGGGCAGAGGCAGCGGGACCUGCACUUCAGAGGAAUUACUUUGCGCAUUUUACCCUCAACCGGACCAAGAGUGGCUGGACAACAGAUCGGCUGACCAGAAAACACGUGGGCCGAGUAGUGUGAAGAUAUCCGGUUUGUUCAUUGUACGGAGAGCCAAUAACUCCGGGAGUGUCUCCGCUAUGGUGAUCCGAGUCAGCUGUAGCCUGGACAAAAAGGCGCUGUUACGGGGAGGGAACUGAAAAUGUCCAUGAAGGGAGCCUUGAUGUGGGCAGUAUGAGUAAGACGCCCCCUACCAGAAGAGGGAUAACAUUUGAGGUGGGAGCUCAGCUUGAGGCCAGAGACAGCCUCAAAAACUGGUAUGCUGCCAACAUAGAGAAGAUUGACUACGAAGGUGAAAAGGUACUGAUCCAUUACCGUCAGUGGAGCCACCGGUACGACGAGUGGUUUGACUGGGCGAGUCCCUAUCUGAGACCUGUGGAGAGGGUUCAGCUGAGGCGGCAGGGCCUGCAGGACGACGCCCCUGUACCUGGCUUUCACCUGAAUGACAAGGUCCUUGCUAGCUGGUCUGACUGCCGUUUCUACCCCGCUAAGGUCAUUUCGGUCAAUAAGGAUGCUUCCUACACUGUGAAGUUCUAUGAUGGUGUUAUCCAGAAAGUGAAGGGAAUACACGUGAAGCCUUUUAUUAAAGAGAGAGGUGGUGCAGGUGGAGGGAAGUCUCGGUCCGCUGAAAGGAACAUGGUAAGGAGGGCCCCAAACCGCAAAGACAGGAGGCCUCAAGAGAACGGAGGCCCUAAGAACAAGCGAGCCAGAAGCAGCACUUCCGACCAGGAGGAGGACAGCAACAGUGAGGACGAGGAGCAGGAACAGGCGAUGGUUAACGAGAAGAGCAAGAAAACAAAUGGUGAAGUAGACACUGCACCUACUAUAAAACAGGAAGAGGAAAUAUCACAGCAAGUAGACCAGAACAAGUCCAUGGAUGCAGAGAAGGUGACAGGACUCACAAAUGGGGUGAAGGUGGAAGAAGACGAUGAGCAAAACGAGGAAAGAUGCCACGUAAAUGGAGAGGUAAAGAAGGAAGAGAUGGAAUUAGAACGGAGUGGAACAAAGCCAUACACAGAGUCACCCAAGCCAUACACAGAGUUGCCCGCUCAGACGUCAGCACAGACGGAGCAGGUGUCUAUCACUAUGACAACCACAGAACCCAAUGGAGAUGUGGAGCAGAAGGCAAACAUCCAAUCAGAAAGCUCUCAGCCUGCAGUGGAUGUGCCACCUCCCCAGCCUGUGAAACCGGUAAGGAAGCAGGGCUUCCACAACCCCAACAGAUUCAGCAGAGAACCAUUGUACCGAGUUAUCAAAAACCAACCACCCCCCGUCCUGUCCAUCAACCUCGACCACAACCCAUUCAAGUGCAGCGCUCCUGGCUGCACAAAGUCAUUCCGUAAGGCCAAGCUGCUGCACUACCACAUGAAAUAUUAUCAUGGUGAGGAACAGCCUCCGGAGGGGGAGCGCAGCCCCACCAGGAGUGUUCAGACCAGGGCCUCCGAGAAACAGGUUACUGCCACGGGUUUGGACGGGCCAAAGAGAAGGCGCACCAUCUCUGCCUCUAUGCACACUGUUGGAGCUGCCACAGUUCCCCGUGGUGAGGUGAAGACUGCAGGUAGGCGCACAUCAGCCCCGCCUAUAGUCAACACCCAGGGCCAUCAGCAGAGGGCACUGCUGAGGGAGAAGAGCAAGGAGAACCAGCUGGACAGGAAUGGAUGCCAGCAGCUGGAGAAGGACUCUGACAAGAGUUGCUUUGACAUUGGGUCAGUAAAAGACAAACUGAAAGAGAAACCGAAACAGAAGGACUUCCUACGCAUUAAACUAAAGAAGAAGAAGAAAAAAAAGAAGGCCAAGUCUGACUACACAGGUAGUGAGGAGAAUAUUGACAUCUCAGUAUUGGGUCUUCAGUCCAAAUUGAAUUUGCCACUCAAAUCCCCCCCCUCACACAAUCACAAGCCUGAGGCCUACCCCAGCAGGCCUGGAUACAGCUACUCAGAGCUGAUACAUGUGGAUGAUGAGGAUAGCAUCAGUGACUGGUCCACUGACAGCUGUGGCUGGAGCGACGACGACUUUGGGGUGGAUGUGGACUUCGCUACGCCACCCCUGAGUGUGGACUCUGGUGCGGUGGACACAAGUGACCAAGAGAUCGUACGAUGUAUCUGUGAGGUGGAGGAAGAGAAUGACUUCAUGAUUCAGUGUGAAGAUUGUUUGUGCUGGCAACAUGGCACCUGCAUGGGCCUGCUGGAAGACAAUGUUCCAGACAGAUACACCUGCUACAUCUGCAGGGACCCACCAGGUCAGAGGCAGAGUCUGCGCUACUGGUAUGAUCGUGAGUGGUUGAGCCAUGGUCACAUGUACGGCCUCUCCUUCCUGGAAGAGAACUACUCUCACCAAAAUGCCAAGAAGAUCACCACCACCCAUCAGCUUCUGGGAGAUGUGCACCACCUGGUGGAGAUCCUCAAUGGACUGCAGCUCAAGAUGAGCGUCCUACAGAGCAAUACUCACCCUGACUUGCAGCUGUGGCGGCAGCCCUGGAAGCAUUUGGAGAGGUCACAGAUCAGCUCCGACUCGUGUCGUGGCAGUGAUGCAGCUCCAUCUCCUGUGACUCCCGAUGAGGACAUGAGCCGGGGUGAGAUUUUAAUGUCCAACGCCCUGGAGAAGCUGAGCCGGGCUGCCACAGCGGCCACCUCCUCUUCGUCCUGCUCCUCCUCCCCGUUCCCAUCCUUCCAGGACUCUUACAUCACCAGUGAACAUUGCUACCAGAAACCGCGGGCAUAUUACCCAGCAGUGGAGCAGAGGCUGGUGGUGGAGACCCGACAGGGCUCAGAGCUGGAGGACAGCAUGAGAAGCACGGAGGAACUGUUGGAGCGGGAGCAGCGCUACGGAAGCCUGCUGGAGACAGACAAGCCCAAAUCAACCAGCGCCAGUAACAAGGCCUCGAUCGGUGUCUCUUGGUCCCAGGCUGAGACGAGGGAAGAGGAGGGGAGAGAUCCUGGAGAGGUUGCAGACAACAGCAGGCAGCAUCAGCAGAGGCAGAUCAACCUUCUGGAUCACAUAGAUGCAGUCCAGGAUGAGGUGUCGCACAGGAUGGACUUCAUUGAGAGGGAGCUGGAUGUGCUGGAAAGCUGGCUGGACUACACCGGGGAGCUGGAGCCUCCUGAACCCCUGGCCCGUCUGCCCCAGCUCAAACACCGCAUGAAACGGCUGCUGACGCAGCUGGGGAAGGUGCAGCAGAUCGCCCUGUACAGCUCCACGUGAGGGCGCCAGAGAACAGCAGUGGCCUCAUUCCCCACACAGCAUGCAGAGAAAGUGCAGUGGAGGACGCUCACUACUCUCUGCCUGCAAAGAUAACGAUAUUAAUGCAAGUGCAAGACUCGGAUUGUUCAGCACAUUCUCUCUGACUUGACAUCUGCUGCUGUUUCUCCUUUUGAAAAGGUUCUGUGCGGUGGAAUCCGAUGCUACAGCCAGCCAUAUGAAUAUUUAUAUGAACAUUUAUGGAAAGUCAGCAUCUUAAAUCAGGAUUAAACACAAAAAGUAACCUCGUAAAUGCAGGAGAAAAUCCUUAGGACCAGAUUAUACUUCUAUGGUUCCCAUGCAACUCUAAACCUUAUAAAUGCCUUUUGUCUGAGCUACUGCUUAAACUUGCCCUGUCUCUCUCAGUACACAGUGCUUUACAUGCAGAAGCUUUAUAUUUGAAAUUGCAAUCAAGUUCCUGAACCUACACGGCUUCUUUGCAAUAGAGUUUUGAACACGUUUUCAAAUGGUCACUGUUUUUGCGUUUUACCCAAAGUUCAGUUUUGGUCCUGUGUCAUGCCAUACUGCAUUAAAACUCUCGCUCUCUACAAAUAAUUUGUUCUGUUUUUGACCUACUCAAGGGUUUGUUUUAUACUACACUGUGAAGUUAUUUUUGUCUGGAAUCAAAGUCAUGUUUAUUUUCAGUUUUUAGACCCAACAAGUGUGAUUUCUGUUUCAAUUUAAACUAUGAUGCUUCUUUCCUGACAGUCCUCUCGUCUGUGCAACAGUUUUAUGAGUUAAUCUUUAUGUGUUUGUCGGUUACCGUAUCCCUUACUUCAAUUUACUCUUUGCAUUGUUCUUGCUGUAGCACUUGACCUACGAUUCACUGAAAACUGUAAUGUGGACUUUUCUUAACCUAGCAUUUUGUGCUUUGUCAGUGACAAAUACUACUUAGAAGACCUGUACAUUUUUUCUGUUCUGUUUCAUCUGUUUGUUUACAGUAUUUUUAGUUUGUAAAUAUGUUCUUCAAAAAUGUGCGCUUCUCUAUUGAAAACAUUCUCUAAAUUCAGAUAUUGUAUGCUACUGUACUGUGAGUGUCUGGCUUAGAAGCAGGGAAAUGUCAAAAAACAAUGCAAACAGAUUUGCUGGUACAUAAAUAAAUUGUUAUUACUCAC
Chelmon rostratus (copperband butterflyfish) is the source of this 4473-nucleotide messenger RNA. It is a transcript of the gene phf20a, whose product is annotated as PHD finger protein 20, a. Bases 296 to 3322 code for a protein of 1008 amino acids. Gene Ontology annotation, biological process: regulation of transcription by RNA polymerase II. Lineage: Eukaryota; Metazoa; Chordata; Actinopteri; Chaetodontiformes; Chaetodontidae. The record is from RefSeq and is a predicted model, not a curated record. Gene Ontology annotation, cellular component: nucleus; NSL complex; MLL1 complex. The transcript has 19 exons.